Brassica napus (rape) is the source of this 782-nucleotide messenger RNA. RefSeq lists its product as uncharacterized. The record is from RefSeq and is a predicted model, not a curated record. NCBI's taxonomy places the organism in Eukaryota, Viridiplantae, Streptophyta, Magnoliopsida, Brassicales, Brassicaceae. Gene Ontology annotation, cellular component: chloroplast stroma; chloroplast thylakoid membrane. The transcript has 3 exons. Bases 10 to 645 code for a protein of 211 amino acids.
CGUGUCAUCAUGUUUCAACUCACAUCCUCUAAAACUCUUAAUCUCUCACAUCCUCUCGUCACCACCAAAAUGUCUUACGCGGCAGCAGCGGCUCUCUUCUUCCCGUCUACUGUGAGCGUCCGAUCUCCAGCUAAGUUCCUUCUCCGUCCCUCCAACCCUCUCCGGCUUCUCGUUCCUACGACAAAUGGCGCAGCGAGCACCAAGAACGCCGCGCGCAGGCAAAUGAAGAGGACAUUUGUAGUAGCGAAUGCUUUGCCUGUGGAGGACGAUGGGGUUUCACUGGGUACCAUGAAGCUUCCUAUGGAUACCGAUCUCCCAAGAUUCGAAACUCUCCUUUUUCAGUGGGCGAACAGUCUUUGCCAAGGAGCCAACAUACCUCUUCCUGUUCCUCUCAAGGUGGAUAGAAUAAGUGGAGGAGCGAGGUUAGGAUUCAUAGUGAUGGAAGAUGAAGGCAAAACCGAUGUUCCGGUUUACAUAGACUGUUUGGUGUACCAGAGCACAGAGAGUGGUUCAGGCUCAGGACCAGUGUUCCGAGCGACGCGUAAUGGGAGGAAGAAAGAUAAGGCACCUCCGGGAGAAGAAAGAAUCAUGAGAAGUCUCUUGGGAGCACUCAAAAGAGCUGUAGAACUUGCUCGAGUCUCAUAGAAACUAUACUCUUCAAUUCAAUAUUGUCGAGAUCAUGUCUUCUUCUGAUUCAAUGUGUGGUUGCAUCAUUAUCAUCUCUGUAAGAAUCAGUCUGUUUAUGCAACAUUGAUAUAGUCCAUGACCCAAAGUCAAACCAA